This is a messenger RNA of Xenia sp. Carnegie-2017, 1234 nucleotides long. Its product is annotated as ATP synthase mitochondrial F1 complex assembly factor 1-like. The transcript has 10 exons. Gene Ontology annotation, biological process: mitochondrial proton-transporting ATP synthase complex assembly. NCBI's taxonomy places the organism in Eukaryota, Metazoa, Cnidaria, Anthozoa, Malacalcyonacea, Xeniidae. Gene Ontology annotation, cellular component: mitochondrion. Bases 6 to 869 code for a protein of 287 amino acids. The record is from RefSeq and is a predicted model, not a curated record.
ACAAAAUGGCCGCCAACAGAGGAGUGAGGAUGUUUUUCAAACAUUUUGUACAUCGAACAACAAGAAACCAGCCAGUAAAUUUACCAUCGAAGUGCACAUCUCAUUUUUGUACUGAUAAACGUGAAAUAACUUCCAAUCCAUUUUUUGAGAAAUAUGCUGAGAAAAUUCAGCGGAUGCAAGAAAGUACAAGUAUCCUUCAAAGCUCCAAAUCAUCGUCAUUUUUAUACCAGAAAGUAUUGGAAGAUGAAAUUGCUGAGUUUAAGAAAAAAUCAAAAAACGUCAAGAAACACACAAUUUACCAGAAUGCAAAGAGUAGAAGACAUUCUAACUUUUGUAAAGAGGGAUUGGACGCUAUUAUGCACUUGGAUAAAGUCAAGGAAAAUACUGCUGCCAUAAUAGAAGAGCUGUGGAAAGAAUAUCACAGAAAUAAGGACUCUGUAUCAGCAGUUAUACCAUCCACAAUGUAUGAUAAAAUGAUGGAAAACGCAAAGCAAUGUCCGAUCUUUAUUUAUCCUAUACCACGAAAUGAAGGUUUUGAAUUAAUGGUUGGUGAAUUUUCUGAACACGAGUUUUACUUAACAUCCGUCAUAAACUAUCAGACGUUAGGGGAGAACGCUCCUUGGAUAAUCGCUUUAAAGCAUUUCACAGAACUUAAAGAAAGUAAAGGUAUUGUCUUGAUGACUGGUGAAGUUGAUACAAAUCAUCUUGCAAUUCACGAAGCAAUGUUUGUUGCCAAUUUGAUUCAGCUCUACUAUGGUACCGAUGAUGACAAUAAACUCUCCUUAUUGAAAACAUUCAAUCAUAAUCCCGAUCAGUUUAAUCACAUGUCGGUGAUUGAAGAAAUGCAAAGAAGCACUGUUCAGUAUUAAUUUAUCAUUGGUGUUUUAUAACAGUUUUUCAUGGCAGUUCUUGAAAUACGUCGUCUUGGGUUCUCAUAUACAUUACUAACAUUAUACCACUGCAGCUGCACAUAUACACCGUAUAGCUGUAGUUGCAAUCUUUAAUAUAAUAAUCCAUCUUCAUUGUUUUUGGAGUAUUGUAAUGAGUGGCGAAAAUUAAUUUUCAAAUGAAAAUGAAGGAAUUAUUUCCAAUCGUUUUGUGCUAGGUUUACGACAGUCGUUGUGUGUAUUUUACGUUUCCGUUCUAUGUUUCGCAUGCUUACAAGGAAAUCUUAGAAAUUUAGCUGCUCAAUAUUCUGUUCUGUUAAUUAAAUUUCAUUUCAAAUUUGUGAUAA